Brassica napus (rape) is the source of this 1832-nucleotide messenger RNA. Its product is annotated as GLABROUS1 enhancer-binding protein-like 3. NCBI's taxonomy places the organism in Eukaryota, Viridiplantae, Streptophyta, Magnoliopsida, Brassicales, Brassicaceae. The coding region runs from base 289 to 1608 and encodes 439 amino acids. The transcript is spliced from 10 exons. Gene Ontology annotation, cellular component: nucleus. The record is from RefSeq and is a predicted model, not a curated record. Gene Ontology annotation, biological process: regulation of DNA-templated transcription.
UUAAACAUAAAUAUCACUAAAUGCCUCCAGUCAAAUUUACUAUUUUUUUUGGGUCAAAAUUUACUAAUUCCCCAUAUACUGUAAUAAUCUGAGUCAUAUCAUUCUGACUUCUGAGUGAGGAAAAGGGGCAUUUUAGUCAUUUACGUCUAAUACAGAGACUCGUUUCUUCUUCUCAAUCUCAAUUGAAUCAAAAUUAGGGUUUUCUCGUUACCCCCAAGUUCCGAUCUUUGAUUCACCGGAAUCAAAUGGUUCUUGGAAAACGAACUCGUGAACACUCCACUGACUCCAAUGACAAACCCAUCUCUUCGUCUCCCCUCAGGAGGAUCAUCCAUGACGACAACGUCUCCGGCGUGGAGUCGAUGCUCCGGAGGAGAAAACAACCCAAGACAACGCCAGUGUCUUCUCCCUCUAACAACAAGAUGGCCUGGACUAAAGACGACGAGCUCAUCAUCCUCGGGGUUUAGUAUUGUAGAUUACGAGAAGGAAACGAAGCUGAGUCAUAGAUCUGACUGGGAUGCGUUCUACGGAUACGUUAAAGAUUUUAUAGAAGCGGACUUCUCUAAGAAGCAGCUUACUGAUAAGAUUAGGAACUUGAACAAGAGGUUUUUGGGUAACAAGGCGAGGUGUGACGAUGAGGAAGGGCCUUCGUUUACUGAUACUGAAGACGAUAUCAUCUUCAAGUUGUCAGUGAUCAUUUGGGAUUCAACGAAUGAAACAGAGUGUGCUUCUGAUGAGAAUGUGGACCAAGGGAAGGUGGAUGCACCUUGUGUGGAGCAUGAAAAAGUUAGUGAGAGUAAUAUGGACCAAGCUAAGGACGUACCUUGCGUGGAGCAUGAACGUGUUGAUGAGAAUAUAGAGCAGGCAAAGGUAGAUGCGUCUUUGGUGGAGCAUGAACGGGUUGAUGAGAAUAUGGAACAAGCAAAGGAUGUGCCUUGUGUAGAGCAUGAGCCGGUUGAUGAGAAUAUGGACCAAGCAAAGGUAGAUCUACCUUGUGUGGAGGAUGAACGGGUCGAUGAGAAUGUGGACCAAGGAAAGGUUCUUGAUUUGGAUAAGGAUGCGCCUUGUGUGGAGCGUGAACGAGUAAAUGAGAAUAUGGACCUUGGCCAAGAAAAGGAUGUACCUUGUGUGGAGCAUGAACUAGUUAACGAGAAUAUGGACCCUGAAGAAGUAGAGAUGGCUGUUCCUUGCGCGGAGGAUGGACCGUUGAGUAACGUAAGUAUAGAGACUGAUAAAGGAGAGAAAGAGAAGAGUGAGGAAGAGUUUGUUGCCAUGAAGGAUGCACUAACUGAUAAAGACAAUAAUGAGGAAGAUGGUGUGGAUGAGUUUUGUGCUACGAAGGAUGCACUAACUGAUAAAGAUAAGAGUGAGGAAGAUAGUGUGGAUGAGUAUUGUGCUCUGAAGGAUGCACUUGAGGAGACGACAUUCUUUCAAAGCAUAGGUAAAUAUCAACAGAAGGUCCUGCUUCAGAAUUUGAAAAACCUUAGAGGUCCAAGAAGAAAAGAGCUAGCUGACGAGUUGAAGGAAUUGCUUGACGAGGAGAUGAAAGUGCGUUGCAAGAAACUGAGUUUAUCCGCAAAGCUUGCAAGCGCAUGGGAGGAGUCUUGUUGAUUCAAGAAACAUCAAGUUUUGCUUUCUUUUUUUUUGGUACUACAUGGUGGUUCUUGCUACUAAUGAUUUUUUGAUGCUGAAGCCAAUAUAGAAAAGGUUGUGGCUUGUCUUUUUGUUAGUGUGUGACUAGUUUUUUUUUGUUAAUCAGUGAUUGUUACUCUCGUUUCACAGAAGUGAUAUUUUUACAAUUUUUUUUUGUUAUAUAAAGCAUGUUAUUAUUUUAA